AUGUUAGCUGUCAAAGAACUUUUUGUCGGUGGCUAUAGUGACUACUUAGACAUGCCAAGAAGAAAUGUCUCAGAUUUUGGCUUCACUGGUUGUAUAAAGAAUCUUCAGUUUAAUGCUGACACAUCAGGAUUUGCAAAUAGUAUUUUAGCCCACAAAGUUAUUCCAGGCUGCCCAGAAUUGAUUGCACGGUCAGUGAAUUUCCCACCACCUGCAAACAACUAUAUAUCCAAAAUGAUCACAACUGAUCCAAUCCGAUUCCAUGUCACAAUGAAAAUCAGGACAGAAAGAACAGAAGGCUUGUUAUUGUAUGCAUUCUCUCCAAGUGAUGAUAGAAAAUUCUUUUCAUUCUUCCUGGAUGAUGGCAAAAUCAAGGUUGUGAGCACUCAAGGGACACAACUCUACAGCAAACUAAGCAAUUACAAUGAUGCUAAUUGGCAUUACAUUUCAGUAGUGAAUGCCGGUCAAGAGUUGACUUUGAACAUCAAUGAUGAAGAUAUGACAGUCACUUCAUCUGCUAUCCAACUAAAUCCAGAUGUUCAACUUUACUUUGGUGGUUUCAGCAGAGAUGUCAACCUGCCAGAUUCAGUGACAAAGAGUCAGUUCCACGGCUGCAUUGAAGAUGUCACAAUUAAUGGAAAGUUCUUCAACUUUGCCAUGGCCAAAGCAUCUUCAGGAGUAAGAUUAAAUCUUUGCCCUCUUGACAUAUCAACAACAUUCCCAUCUACAUCUGUCCUCCCAGCAACACCACCCCCAACAUUACCCCCAGGUCAGUGUGCACUACCUUUACAACCAGCAGAAGCUGAUCCUUCCACAGCGACAGGGUACAGAUUUGGGACAACGUCUAACACAAGUCGAUGGGAGAUUAAUAAACUUAAUGGUAAUGAAGGAAGGAAUAAGUUGUCAAUUGAUUUCCAGACAAAAACUCCUGAUGGUAUUUUGAUGUAUGUUGCCGACAAGUCGCACAAUGAUUUCAUGAGUAUUUUCCUAAAGAAUGGUUAUCUGCACUUCCAUUUCAAUUGUGGCAGUGGAACAGCAUCACUUAUCACACCAAAGACUUACAAUGAUGGCAAGUGGCACAAGGUCCAAAUUUCUCGCCAAGCCAAAAAGGGAACAAUGGGUGUUGAUAAUACCAAAGUUCUGAGAACUUCAUCUACAGGUUCUUCAUCAUCUUUAGACAUCAUCAAGCCAUACUAUUUUGGCGGUCUCAGUGCUGCACAACGAAUUAAAGCCAAAAAGAACUUAAAUGGUAUAAACAUGCAGUAUGUGGGUUGCAUGAGGAACAUUGAAAUUCAAAAGAAACCAGUGGCUGAUGAUGCCGGUGAAAUGUUUGAAGUGGAGCCCUGUUCCAGUCUGGCUGAAUUUGGAACAUUCUUUGGCCAAGGAGGAGGAUAUAUUCAACUUUACAAAAAAUUCCACAUUGGCACAGACCUGGAAUUAUCACUAGAUGUUAAGCCUCGUUCCAUGUCGGGUGUCUUGCUAUCCGUUUACAGCAGGGAUUUCUUACUCUUGGAGUUGGUUGACGGAGAGGUUCAAGUAACAUUCGAUAAUGGCGCAGGGGCUUUCACAUCAAAGAGUCAACCUCAGUUCAACAAUGAAAUUUGUAAUGGAAGGUGGCAUAAAAUUAAAGUGGUGAAAGCCAAACAUGUUGCUUACUUAAUUGUUGAUGGCAUCAAAUCAGUUUUAGCCACAGGUAAAGCUGGUGCCUCAUCUGCAGAUACAAAACAUCCUCUCUACAUUGGAGGAAUUCCAGAAGAGGGUAAGCACAAGGCAGUGAAGAGCAGUGUUCCCUAUGUCGGCUGCAUUCGAAAUGUGAAGAUAAAAGAAGAAUCAGUGUCUUUGGUUGGAAAAAUGUCAUCAGGAAACGUCAGAUUUGGAUCAUGCUCCACAAUCUGA
Molecule: messenger RNA, 1893 nt
Organism: Acanthosepion pharaonis
Lineage: Eukaryota; Metazoa; Mollusca; Cephalopoda; Sepiida; Sepiidae
Source: the annotation of a GenBank genome assembly